Molecule: messenger RNA, 1225 nt
Organism: Onthophagus taurus
Lineage: Eukaryota; Metazoa; Arthropoda; Insecta; Coleoptera; Scarabaeidae
Product: U5 small nuclear ribonucleoprotein 40 kDa protein
Cellular component (GO): catalytic step 2 spliceosome
Molecular function (GO): RNA binding; protein binding
Source: RefSeq, a predicted model, not a curated record
UCGUUUGUUGACGAUUUGUUAACUUAACCUAAAAAAAUAGCGUUUUUAUUUUCGAUUCGAAAUGGUGAUAGAAACGAAAAGAAAAGCCGAAGAAUCGGCUUUAGUCCCUUCUAGCAAAAAAACAAGAAAUGAAUUAGCUGUAACAAACUCAAAAAAUAAGGCUUUAGUACAAACGUCUGUACAAAGAACUUCGAAUUUAUUCUCACCCAUUAUGUUAUUGGAGGGACAUGAAGGAGACGUUUUUAGCGUAGAGUUUCACCCCGAGGGGCAAUAUUUAGCAUCGUCGGGAUUUGAUCGAAAAAUUUUGGUAUGGUCUGUAUAUGGUGAAUGUGAAAAUAUAUCAAUGAUGUCCGGACAUACCGGGGCAAUAAUGGAACAUCAUUUUUCCCCAGAUGGUUCACAAAUAUACACAGCAAGCACCGAUUAUACUUUGGGGUUGUGGGAUGUACCGACAGCUCAAAAAAUUAAAAAGUUUAAAGGACACACUACCUUUGUUAAUUGUGUACAAGGAGCUAGGAGAGGUCCCCAAUAUUUAGUUUCUGGUGGGGAUGAUUUUACCGUACGAUUAUGGGAUAUUCGAAAGAAAAUUCCAGUUGCAACAGUUAAUGCUACUUACCAGGUUACAGCUGUUUCUUUUAAUGACACAGCUGAGCAAAUAUUUUCUGGAGGAAUUGAUAACGAUAUAAAAGUUUGGGAUGUUCGUAAAAACGAAAUUUUAUAUACAAUGAAGGGCCAUACUGAUACUGUAACAGGACUUUCUUUGAGUCCCGAUGGGUCUUAUUUGCUUUCAAAUUCGAUGGAUAACACUUUGCGGAUAUGGGAUAUUAGACCUUAUGCUCCACAAGAGCGUUGUUUAAAAGUUUUAACCGGUCACCAACACAAUUUUGAGAAAAAUCUUUUAAGAUGUUCUUGGUCUGCGGAUAGCAAUAAAGUUUCGGCGGGAUCCGCGGAUCGUUUUGUUUAUGUUUGGGACGUUUCAACAAGGAGACUGUUAUAUAAACUUCCAGGGCAUAACGGUAGUGUUAAUGACGUUGAUUUUCAUCCGAAUGAGCCUGUUCUUGUAUCAGGAUCGAGUGAUAAACAAGUUUAUUUAGGCGAAAUAGAAGCCUAAAAAAUAAUUUUUAGGUUAUAUAGCUUAUUAAUAAAAGAUUAUUUUGAUUGUCAUAAUGUUUAGUAAUGUGUCCUUUAAGCAUAAUAUAUACAAAAAACAGUUUAAAAAAAUUAA